This is a messenger RNA of Danaus chrysippus (African queen), 1017 nucleotides long. Lineage: Eukaryota; Metazoa; Arthropoda; Insecta; Lepidoptera; Nymphalidae. The record is from the annotation of a GenBank genome assembly.
AUGAAAUGGAUAUCGGCAGUUUCGAAGCGAACUAUAUUUAUUUAUUUCAUAUUGUUAUUUCUAUUAUAUUUAUUUUAUGUUUUGAAUACUUUUUCAGUUGACGAAAACAUGUUUACAUUCAAAUAUCUAACAUUGAAGCGUCAUGUUUCUAACUACAACUAUGUAACACGUCGUUUUGCCGCGCUUCUGGGAUAUAAUUUUAAGGACAAGUAUAUGACAUUAAGGAAACCAAACCUGGUUCCAACGAAGAGACUGCCGGAUGCCUUGAUUAUAGGUGUUAAGAAAUGUGGAACGAGAGCGCUAUUGGAGUUUUUAAGAUUGCAUCCCGAUGUAAGGGCUGCUGGGUCUGAGGUUCAUUUUUUCGACAAAUUUUAUCAUAAGGGAUUCGAAUGGUACAGAAACAGAAUGCCACCGACUCUCGAGGGUCAAAUUACUAUGGAGAAAACGCCUUCUUAUUGGGUGACACGAUCAGCUCCUAAACGUGUCUUCGCUAUGAAUCCAGCCGUCAAACUAUUGGCAGUAGUAAGAGAUCCCGUUACUAGAGCUAUUAGUGACUACACUCAAUCCGCAAGUAAGAGACCGAGCCUGCCUCGUUUUGAGGAGUUGGCGCUGAUGGAUGGCCCGUGGGGUUCCGUAGUGGAUACAUGGCCUCCCGUAAGACUGGGGAUAUACGCUAGACCUUUGAGGCGUUGGCUGAGAAGGUUUCCAAGAUCCAGGAUACUCAUCAUCAGCGGAGAAAGACUCGUGGUAGACCCUGCCGCUGAAAUGACUAGGGUUCAGGAAUUCCUGAACCUCAAGCCAGUGAUAACAGAGAAACAUUUCUACUUUAAUUCCACCAAAGGAUUCCCAUGCCUUCUCAAGUCAGAAAGCCGAUCAACUCCACACUGUCUUGGCAAAACCAAAGGUAGAAAUCAUCCCUACAUAGAUCCGGUAGCAUUAGAGAGAUUAAGAGAAUUCUAUAGACCCCAUAAUGAAAGAUUUUAUGAACUAUCAGGUAUAAAUUUUGGUUGGCAGUAA